AUGUGGGUGGAAGAAGAGGCAGUACUAGAAGAUGUGUUAGAAACCUAUCAUCAGCAGCAAAAUACUAUGCAUAUUUUUAAUAUUGAUGAUUAUCAUUCAAUUCAUUCAUAUCGACGACCAAAAUUAGCAUCAUUACAUAAUGUACAUCAUAUAGCAACAUGUAUUACAAAAAGAAUUGAAAAUUAUCCUCCAAUUCCAGCAACAUAUAAUGGAGUUUCAUUUUUUAAUCCAUUAAAUAUUGAUGCAAGUUUAAUUAACAAAUAUUUAAUUGAAAAAUAUAUGGAUCAUUUAGAUAUGUUAUAA
This is a messenger RNA of Dentiscutata erythropus, 303 nucleotides long. NCBI's taxonomy places the organism in Eukaryota, Fungi, Glomeromycota, Glomeromycetes, Diversisporales, Gigasporaceae. The record is from the annotation of a GenBank genome assembly.